Molecule: messenger RNA, 2409 nt
Organism: Papaver somniferum (opium poppy)
Lineage: Eukaryota; Viridiplantae; Streptophyta; Magnoliopsida; Ranunculales; Papaveraceae
Product: putative disease resistance protein RGA3
Exons: 2
Coding region: 333-2396 (687 amino acids)
Biological process (GO): defense response to other organism
Molecular function (GO): ADP binding
Source: RefSeq, a predicted model, not a curated record
AAGAUCAGAUGAACCCUAUGUGGCCUAGUGAUAUCUGGUGUGGGUGAUUCCAAGUAUGAUCAUUACCCAUUUUUCCAAUAGUCAAAUCCAGUUAUGUGGAUGACGGCUUGGAGAUACUUUGACAGCAAAAUGUCACAUGCGAACAUCGCUAUGAGUUCGUUUUCAUUGACUUUUUGUCGCAAAAUAUCCUGUCCAAGAGGAUGCCCAUAACCUGUUCAACAUAUUGCUUCAUGUUCAAGAAGAGUACUUGAAUUUGCAUAUUCUCUUGAUUCUUUGAUCUUCUUUUCAUUGUCAAGUGAUUUCUACUAAAUACAACAAGUAGGGACCUCUUAAUGGCGAUUGCACGAAUUCUUAUGAACGGUGUAACAGAAAUACUGAAGAAAUUGGUCCCUGUUGUUGCCCAAGAGAUUGGUUCUGCUUGGGGCGUCAAAGAUGAGUUGAAAAAGCUUCAAAGAACCUUAGAGAUGAUUCUUGCUGUGAUAGAUGAUGCUGAGAGGAAGCAGGUGGAAGAUGAAGCUGUGAGAGUCUGGCUGAGAUGGCUAAGAGACGUUGUGUACGAUGCUGAUGAUGUGAUGGACGAGUUCUCGUACGAAACCAUGCGCCUGCGAGAGAGAAACAGUUUGAAGCAUAAGGUUCGUGAUUUUGUUUCCUCUUCCAACCCACUGGUUUUUCGUUCCAAACUGGCUAGUCAAAUCAAAGGAAUUAACAGCAAAUUGGAUCAAAUUGCCAAAGAUAUGGAUAGGUUUCAUUUGCAAACUAUUGUUGCUAGCAGUGCUCACGGCCAGGAGAGUAGCGAGCGGCGAAGCCGGGAAACAACAUCAUUUGCUAGCCAGUCACAAAUUGUAGGAAGGGAGGGUGAUAAAGAUAAACUUAUAAAGAUAUUAAUAACAACGGUAACCGCAAUAUCAUCGACGUCAGUAAGCAAUAACUUCGAAAAUGAACUUCCUGUGGUAUCUAUAGUGGGGAUGGGAGGCCUGGGAAAGACUACACUUGCUCAGCUCGUUUACAAUGAUGAUUCGGAAAAAUUCAGUGAUUUAUCAAACUUCGAUGUACUGGUGCGCAAAGUUCGUGAACAGUUGGCCGGGAAAAGGUUUUUGCUAGUCCUGGAUGACCUUUGGAAUGAGGAUGCCGAGCAAUGGGAGAGAUUGCAGAGCUCAUUGACUGUUGGAGCCGAAGGGUGUAAAAUACUAGUAACUACGCGGAAAAGGCAGGUCGCGGAUGUCGUGAAGGGAAGCAUUUCUCCGUACUUUUUAGAAAAAUUACGAGCAGAUGAAUGUUGGUCUAUCAUGGAGAGAAAAGCCUUUUCUCCUGGUGGAGCACUGAAGACUCCAAAUAUGGAUAACAUUGGCAAAGAGAUAGCUAAUAAAUGUAGUGGUUUACCACUAGCAGCGAAGUUUCUCGGGAGCCUAAUGCACUCAAAAAAUAAAGAGAGCAAUUGGUUAUCUAUCAGAGACGACGAUAUGUGGAACGCACCUGCUGAAAGCAAAAUAAUACCAGUAUUAAAAUGUAGUUACGAUAACUUGUCACCUCAUUUGCAGCGGUGUUUCUCCUACUGCACGAUCUUUCCCAAAGAUCGGGAGUUAAGCAAGCAGACUCUUAUACAGCUAUGGAUGGCCGAAGGAUUCCUGCAGGCUUCUGACACGGCAGACGGUUGCUCGUUUGAGGACAUUGGAGACGAGUACUUUGAAAGCUUAAUGUGGAGUUCAUUUUUCGAUGGGGUGGAAAAGAAUGAGUUAGAUGAUGUUACGACGUUCAAGAUGCAUGAUCUUGUCCAUGAUCUUGCGCAGGCUGUUGUUGGGGAUCAUGAAUGCUUGACUGUCAAGGUAACUGAUCAGUUGGAAAAAAUUUCUGAAGUUCGCCGCUUAAAUUUAAUAAUGGAUAAAGAAUUCUCAGCAAGCUCCAAAUUCAUAAGCAAUACAAAGAAGCUGCGAACAUUUAUUGUUCUCGAACGGAAUUAUAAUUCGGACCUCUGUGGAAUUACAAGUAAUAAGCACUUGCGGGUUCUCCAUUUGGGUGACCAGGGUAAAGACCGUUCGAGGAUCAAAUAUACGACUUCAAAGUUGAGGCAGUUAAGGUACUUCUACAUUUCCUAUACAGUAUUACUUGGUUUUGGUUUGGGUGAUGACUUAAUCUGUAGGCUUUACAAUUUGCAGACGUUGGUAUUAAGUGGGUGCACCCUAGUUCCAAAUUUUGUUAAAAAGAUAGGUUUUUCAAAACACCUUAGACACCUCGAUAUCUCGUUUACAGAUAUUGAAGAAUUACCUGAUUCUGUUACCAGCCUCCACAAUUUGCAAAGAUUAAAUCUCAAUAAUUGCAAAAAGUUUACCCACAUUGCAGACUCUGUCACUGGGUUAAGCCAUCUAAAAUAUCUUGAUAUGUUCUUGUACACUUAUUGAAAAACUACCUGAU